Molecule: messenger RNA, 3537 nt
Organism: Carlito syrichta (Philippine tarsier)
Lineage: Eukaryota; Metazoa; Chordata; Mammalia; Primates; Tarsiidae
Gene: COL22A1
Product: collagen type XXII alpha 1 chain
Exons: 45
Source: RefSeq, a predicted model, not a curated record
CAGACAAUGCUCCAGUAGAUCCUAAUGAUGUCUCUUUCUGGUCAAGAAAUGUUUAUCCUCAAGAACAAGAGAGCCAUGGCUAGUCUCCGAGGGAACGCUGUGACCUGCCUCCUCUGGAUGCUGCUGCUAUGGAGUGGGGAUGGCGGCUGCCAGGCCCAGCGUGCAGGUUGCAAAAGCGUCCACUACGACCUCGUCUUCCUCUUGGACACCUCCUCCAGCGUGGGCAAGGAGGACUUUGAGAAGGUCCGGCAAUGGGUGGCCAACCUGGUGGACACCUUCGAGGUGGGCCCCGACCACACCCGUGUGGGGGUCGUGCGCUACAGCGACCGGCCCACCACGGCCUUCGAGCUGGGCCGUUUUGGCUCGCAGGAGGAGGUCAAGGCGGCUGCCCGGCGCAUCACCUACCAUGGCGGCAACACCAACACUGGCGAUGCGCUGCGCUACAUCACCGCCCGCAGCUUCUCCCUGCGCGCCGGUGGCCGCCCUGGGGACCGCUCCUUCAAGCAGGUGGCCAUCCUCCUGACGGACGGCCGCAGUCAGGACCUGGUGCUGGACGCCGCAGCGGCCGCGCACCGCGCGGGCAUCCGCAUUUUCGCCGUGGGCGUGGGCGAGGCACUCAAGGAGGAACUGGACGAGAUCGCCUCAGAGCCCAAGUCCGCCCACGUCUUCCAUGUGUCCGACUUCGAUGCCAUCGACAAGAUCCGUGGAAAGCUGAGACGCCGCCUGUGUGAGAAUGUGCUGUGUCCUAGUGUCCGUGUAGAAGGAGAUCGCUUUAAGCACACCAAUGGAGAAACCAAGGAAAUCACAGGUAAGAGAGAAGCAGUGACUACACGACCAAACAUCAUUUCUCACUAUAUCAUGAAUGUCAUUAAACAGCCACGAACACUCUCUGAGUCCAACCAUGCACUAGGCAUUGUUUCAGACUCUAAUAUCAUCUCAUCCAUGACUCAUGGUGCUACAUUUGAUGAAAGUGAUUUUACAGAAGAAGAAAUGAGGGAUGUAUUCCCCCAAGGUUUGCCUGAUGAGUAUGCUUUUGUCACCACCUUCCGGUUCAGAAAAGUGUCUCGGAAGGAAGACUGGUAUAUCUGGCAGGUCAUCGACCAGUACGGAAUCCCACAGGUCUCUAUCAGACUGGAUGGUGAGAACAAGGCGGUCGAGUACAAUGCGGUGGGUGCCAUGAAGGAUGCUGUCAGGGUGGUCUUCCGAGGCUCCCGGGUUGACGACCUCUUUGACCGAGACUGGCACAAGAUUGCCCUGAGCAUCCAGGCUCAGAAUGUCUCCCUGUACAUCGACUGUGCACUGGUGCAGACACUACCCAUCGAGGAGAGGGAGAACAUCGACAUCCAGGGCAAGACUGUGAUUGGCAAGCGCCUCUAUGACAGUGUGCCCAUUGACUUCGACCUACAGCGAAUUGUGAUCUACUGUGACUCAAGGCAUGCAGAACUGGAGACUUGUUGUGACAUCCCCUCUGGUCCGUGCCAGGUGACCGUGGUGACAGAGCCUCCGCCUCCACCCCCACCCCAGCAGCUGCCCACCCCAGGCAGUGAACAGAUUGGGUUUUUGAAGACCAUCAACUGCUCCUGCCCAGCUGGAGAGAAGGGUGAAAAGGGAUAUGCUGGCCCCAUGGGACUCCCAGGUCCAAAGGGAGACACAGGAGCCACUGGGCCCAUUGGCGCUCCUGGACCCAAGGGAGAGAAAGGUGACAUGGACAGAGGAUCUUUUGCCCGAGGAGAAAAAGGUGAAAAGGGUGCCCUGGGUGUGCCCGGUCCACCUGGGAGAGAUGGCAGCAAAGGCAUGAGGGGGGAGCCAGGAGAGCUGGGAGAGCCGGGGCUGCCUGGUGAGGUGGGCAUGCGGGGCCCCCAAGGACCGCCUGGACUUCCUGGACCUCCUGGGCAUGUCGGAGUUCCUGGUCUCCAAGGAGAACGAGGAGAAAAGGGAACGCGAGGAGAAAAGGGGGAGCGAGGCCUGGAUGGAUUCCCUGGGAAGCCUGGGGAGACAGGAGCGCAGGGAAGACCCGGCCCUCCUGGUGUAGCGGGGUCCCAGGGAGAGAAGGGUGACGUGGGACCUGCAGGACCUCCUGGGAUACCAGGCUCUGUGGUGCAGAGAGAGGGCCUGAAGGGAGAGCAGGGGGCACCAGGACCGAGAGGUUACCAGGGUCCACCUGGGCUGCCAGGAGCCCCGGGUCUAAUAGGCCCCGAAGGCAAGAGUGGACCUCCUGGUUUGCAAGGUGUCCGAGGGAAGAAAGGUGAUGCAGGACCACCUGGAAUCUCUGGAUUGCUGGGACCGCAGGGCCCUCCAGGACCACCCGGUAUCCCAGGACCCCCUGGACCAGGAGGUCCCCCGGGUUUACCUGGAGAGAUCGGCUUCCCGGGAAAGCCUGGGCUUCCUGGGCCCAUGGGACCACCUGGAAAAGAUGGGCCAAAUGGACUGCCAGGUCUGCCAGGAUCCAAGGGAGAACCAGGAGAAAGAGGGGAAGACGGUCUGCCUGGAAAACCUGGCCUUCGGGGUGACGUUGGGGAGCAGGGCUUGGCAGGCCAGCCUGGAGAGAAGGGAGAAGCAGGCCUCCCAGGCACUCCAGGCUUCCCGGGUAUAAGGGGAGAGAAAGGAGACAAGGGAGAAAAAGGUGAACUGGGACUUCCAGGGCUGAAAGGUGACCGAGGUGAAAAGGGUGAAGCUGGUCCAGCAGGCCCCCCUGGGUUACCUGGAACUACAUCCCUGUUCCCACCACACCCAAGCAUACCAGGAGAACGAGGGCCAAAAGGAGAGAAAGGCGAUCCAGGGGUGCCUGGGGAACUAGGACCACAGGGCCGUCCUGGAGAAUCGGGGCCUCAGGGACCCACUGGACACCCGGGUGCCAAGGGACAGGAAGGCACACAUGGGACCCCCGGAGCAGCUGGAAGCCCUGGUGCUCCUGGACAUGUAGGUCCCCCUGGUCCCAGUGGCCCCCCAGGAAGUUUGGGCCCCCCUGGUCCCAGAGGUCCUCCUGGGAAAGAUGGGGAACGUGGUGAGAAGGGAACAGCAGGGGAAGAAGGGAGCCCAGGGUCAGCUGGCCCCAGGGGAGAGCCUGGUGCUCCUGGACUCCCUGGGUCUCCUGGGAAAGGGAAGGAUGGAGAGCCGGGACUCCAUGGAUCACCUGGAUUGCCUGGACCCCCAGGAACUAAAGGGGACCGAGGAACACCUGGGAUCCCUGGUUCUCCUGGCAGCCGUGGUGACCCGGGCAUUGGAGUUGCCGGUCCUCCUGGCCCUUCUGGACCACCAGGAGAAAAAGGGCCCCUGGGAUCACGAGGCUUACCUGGAUUCCCCGGCCCCCAAGGACCAGCUGGCCAGGAUGGUGUACCAGGAAAUCCAGGAGAGAGAGGGCCACCUGGCAAGCCAGGCCUUUCUUCACUACUGUCUCCAGGGGACAUCAAUCUCUUGGUUAAGGACGUGUGCAAUGACUGCCCUCCUGGCCCCCCAGGCCUCCCUGGUCUACCAGGUUUUAAAGGGGACAAAGGUCUCCCUGGAAAGUCAGGGAGAGAAGGCACAGAAGGGAAAAAG